Messenger RNA from Anarrhichthys ocellatus (wolf-eel), 3423 nucleotides. It is a transcript of the gene ttc13, whose product is annotated as tetratricopeptide repeat domain 13. Gene Ontology annotation, molecular function: protein binding. NCBI's taxonomy places the organism in Eukaryota, Metazoa, Chordata, Actinopteri, Perciformes, Anarhichadidae. The record is from RefSeq and is a predicted model, not a curated record. The transcript has 23 exons. The coding region runs from base 200 to 2680 and encodes 826 amino acids.
UUAAGGACGGCUCAAACUGGAGGGACCGGUUUGACAGCAGCAGAGUAUGUUGGGAAAUGCAGUUUAAUCGUCCUCUCCGGCUCUAGUCUUCUUCUUCGCAUCCCGCAUACUCGCGCGUGAUGAGGGGGGCGUGGUUCGUUCGGUUUUGAUCGAACUGCAGCAGCUUCCGCUCUCUCUGGCGUCACACAUGUAGCAAAACAUGGCCCCUGCCGGUCGGACUGUUGUUGUGGUAGCGCUCUCAAUGCUGUACCUGUGCCGGACAAUCUUCUCCUCCGAGUAUUUCUCCACUCUCACUUUGUUCAACAAUGAGCUCCACAAGCAGGGAUGCAGCUCGCUGUCCGAAUGGGAAGAGUACGCGGCUGACUGCGAUUCCUCCAUUUUACAGUUGGAAGACCCAGACUGUGAGGAGGGAAGCAACCCACCCUGUGAGUCAGUCUUCUCACUUAACGCAGAGAAGAUCCUGAACCAGGCAAAGUUGUUUAUAGAACAGAAAAAAAUCCCCUUCCCUGUAGAUAACCACAACACAAACGAAGAACUUGCUAUAGGCUACGUUCUGAUAGGCAACGGCCUCUAUGACGAAGCCAUCAAACACUUCUCACUCUUAUUACAGGGCGACCCAGAGCUGGUCAGUGCCAUCUAUGGGAGAGGGAUAGCUUACGGGAAGAAAAGUCUGCAGGACAUAAAGAAUGCUGACUUGGCGUUGUACGAGCUCAACAGAGUCAUCACCCUGGAGCCUAACUGGCCAGAGGUCUACGAACAGAGAGCAGAGAUCCUGUCCCCUCUGGGUCGUAUCAGUGAGGCUCUGGGUGACCUGACCAAAGCCAUCCAGCUGCAGCCCUCAGCCCGUCUCUACAGACACAGAGGAACCCUGCUCUUCAUUUCAGAGGACUAUGUGGCAGCUAUGGAAGACUUCCAGCAGUCUUUAGAGCUGAAGAAGAAUCAGCCUAUUGCCAUGCUGUAUAAAGGCCUCACCUUCUUCCACAGAGGAAUGCUCAAGGAAGCCAUAGAGACAUUCAAAGAGGCGCUGAAGUUGAAGUCCGACUUCAUAGACGCCUAUAAGAGCCUUGGACAGGCCUACAGAGAGCUGGGUGAUUUUGAGUCAGCGAUGGAGAGCUUCCAGAAAGCCCUCAUGUUGAACCAGAACCACAUCCAGUCUCUGCAGCUCCGAGGCAUGAUGCUGUACCACCACGGCUCGCUGCAGGAGGCCAUAGGCAACUUCAAGAGGUGUCUUCAGUUGGAACCCUACAACGAGGUGUGUCAGUACAUGAAGGGGUUGAGUCACGUGGCGAUGGGACAGUUCUACGAGGGCAUCAAAGCUCAGACUAAAGUCAUGUUGAACGACCCUCUGCUGGGGCAGAAGGCCAGCUCCGAAUACCUCAAAGUUAAAUACCUCAGAGAGUACUCUCGCUACCUGCACUCCCACCUUGACAUCCCAGUAGUCGAGUACAACGUGGACCAGGACUUACCAGGGAACUUUAAGAACCACUGGGCCAAGAACCUGCCUUUUCUAAUAGAAGACUAUGAAGAACAGCCCGGCCUGCAGCCUCAUAUCAAGGACGUGCUGCCGCAGAACUUUGAGAGCUACAGCAGUGAAGUUCAAAAGCUGAUCUGCUCAGCCGACCACCUGGGGGCGCUAAUGCAGUACGACACUCCUGGUUUCUUACCCAACAGGAGAAUACACAGAGCCAUGGGUUUAGCAACCCUGGAGGUGAUGCAGGCCAUGCAACGAACGUGGAGCAACUCCAAAGUGCGAGUCAACGGCAAAACCAGGCAAAUGCAGUGGAGAGACAUGUUCGAUAUAGCUGUGAAAUGGAGGAGGAUCGCGGAUCCAGACCAGCCAGUUUUGUGGUUAGACCAGAUGCCUGCCCGGAGUCUCAGUCGAGGCUUCAACAAUCACAUCAAUCUCAUCAGGGGACAGAUUAUCAACAUCAGGUACUUGGCGUACUUUGACAACAUCCUCGACUUUAUCAAAGACAGAAUACUGGUGUACCACGGGGCGUACAACCCCAGAGGGCUCUUAGACGUCCGUCUGGCUCUUGAAAAUGUGAAUAAAGUAGAAGAUCUGCUUCCUAUAAUGAAGCAGUUCAAUAGUAAAACCAGAGAUGGCUUCACGGUCAACUCCAAAGUGCCGAGCGUGAAGGAUUCUGGGAAAGAGUACGACGGUUUCACCAUCACGAUCACUGGAGACAGGGUGGGCAACAUGUUAUUCUCAGUAGAGACUCAGACGACAGAGGAGCGGACGCAGCAGUACCAGUCAGAGAUAGAGUCCAUCUACAAAGACCUCACCGCCAAAGGAAAGGCAUUAAUGCUGUCCACGGAACUAGGGGAUGCAGAUGCCGUGUGUAACCUGAUCCUCUCCUUGGUGUAUUACUUCUGCAACCUCAUGCCCCUCUCCAGAGGAUCCAGUGUGGUGGCCUACUCAGUCGUGAUGGGUGCGCUGAUGGCCAGUGGAAAAGAGGUCAUCGGCAGGAUCCCGAAAGGAAAGCUGGUGGAUUUUGAGGCCAUGACCACACCCAGUCCAGACAGCUUCAGUAAAACAGCAAAGAACUGGAUGAAUCUCAAGAGUUUACCAAGUUGGUACCAGAGUCUUCCGUCUGUAGCGGAGACCUUCCCGUCCACCAGAACGAUGAUUGAGGUUCUCAACACAGACUCGUCUUCGCACUGUCCAAAGAAGUCCUAACACAACUUCUACACGGGAGACAAGUCUGAUUAUUAAGUCUUAAUAAAGCUUCUACAAUGGGCAGAAGAAAAGGGGCCGUCGCCUUCUGCACCCCGAACCAAACUGGAUCGAGUUCUCCAAAAGCUUCUCUGGCUUUACUGGUAAUUGUUUAAUUUUUAAAUUGGACUGAGGUGAUAUUGAUACAAAUUCAAAACAUUAUGUUAAAGAGGAUUUUCCUUUGUGAAGAGGGUUAUUUGUUUGGGGGAACGCUGCAAUUGAUCUUAUUUUGGUGUCAAAUUACCUCCAAGUCCUGCUCUGUUCUCUGUCAUCCUCCGUCACACUUACCUCUGAAAUUAUAUAAGUUAAAAUUCUGGCAACACCUAUAUGGAUAAAUGCAAUGUAGGCCAACGUUGUCACAAAACCUGAAGUUUGACUUUGCUAGCAGUACUAUAAUUGUUCUGAAACCAUUCCUGUCUCUACUUGAGCACCACGGCAAACUGUCACUCCUUGUGUUAACGGCAUAGUUCGGAAAUUUCAUUUUAUCUCGAGAACCUAGAAGUUCAUAUCCAGUUCAGAAUGUGUCGUUCCAACUGCAGCAGUCAACCGUCAACAUCCUGGCUGACUUUUUAUUUUAUCUUCCCGUUUUUAAUUUGUUUCGUAUUAGAAUUUCACUUCACAGAACACAUUUAGUCAUGUUCAUGAAGUUGAUUAUUGAAUCAGACUUUGGUUCAGGUACAGCAAAUGCUGAUUUAUUUAUUUAUUUA